Molecule: messenger RNA, 837 nt
Organism: Besnoitia besnoiti
Lineage: Eukaryota; Apicomplexa; Conoidasida; Eucoccidiorida; Sarcocystidae
Product: microneme protein MIC4
Exons: 1
Coding region: 1-837 (278 amino acids)
Biological process (GO): proteolysis
Cellular component (GO): extracellular region
Molecular function (GO): protein binding
Source: RefSeq, a predicted model, not a curated record
AUGAAGCUCGUCGUGUUCACUCCCGCUUGCCUUCUAGUUGGUCUCCUCGGGCAGCCUGAGGAGACCGCUGCUCUUCGCAGCAAAGCACUUGCGCCCGAGAAGAUUUCGAGAGUUGAUUGUAGCGUUGUGGCGGAGCAGCCGGUGUCGCAGCUGCAAGUUGGUGAUGAGUGGUCCGACCCGCACUUCACAUCUCGCGCAUGCCUCUACAUCGACGUCGGCUCCGAAACUCCCCAUUUCAAGGAAGAGACACGAGCUGACCUGGAAUCAUGCCGAUUGUGGUGCAACCAAUACAGGCACUGCUCUCACUUCACAUAUGGGGCGAGAGAGCAAAGGUGCUACCUCAAGAGUGGUGCCAUGAAAAGACGUGGCGCGCGAGGCGAUAUCACAGGGCCCAGGAUUUGCGACAUAAGUACAGUCACACUCUAUGGGGUUGAAUCCACUGUUCCAAGUAUUGAGGAAACACAGACGACUGCCGCCUCGCAGUGCCGCGAAAAGUGCGCAAAGAAUGCAAAAUGCUCGCAUUACACAUGGAACUCUGGAAACAGGAGGUGCUAUUUGAAGAGUGGCCGGAUGAGCCCGCGCCGAAGUCAGGGCGGCGAGACAAGCUCACCUUGCGAGUGGUACGACGUUGGCUCCGAAAGCGAGGGUGUCAGCUUCCACUGCGCCGACAAGACUGAGUGUCUCAUUCAGUGCCAAGGAACAAACUGGUGCACGCACGCGACGUACAACGCCCCUGAGCAGAUGUGUCACCUCAAGAAGGGCACGCCGAAGAACCGCGCAUACAAAGACGAUGUCACCAUGAUGAAGACAUGCGCACAGGGGCAGUUCAACGCAUAG